GGGUGUUCCAGUGGAUGGGAAAGUGCGAGUGUCACUUCAUCAAUGGCACCGAGCGGGUGAGGUUCGUGGCGAGGAUCACCAUCAACCGGGAGCAGAUCGUGCACUUCGACAGCGAUCUGGGGGUCUAUGUGGGGGACACCCCGUAUGGGGAGAUCCAGGCCAAGUACUGGAACAGCCUCCGACAAUUCAUGGAGCGCAUGCGGGCUCAGGUGGACCUCUGCCGGGUCUUCUACGACGGUGUCACCCCGUUCCUGGUGAACCGCAGAG
This is a messenger RNA of Neopelma chrysocephalum (saffron-crested tyrant-manakin), 267 nucleotides long. RefSeq names its product class II histocompatibility antigen, B-L beta chain-like. The record is from RefSeq and is a predicted model, not a curated record. The transcript has a single exon. Lineage: Eukaryota; Metazoa; Chordata; Aves; Passeriformes; Pipridae. Gene Ontology annotation, biological process: antigen processing and presentation; immune response. The annotation marks the transcript as partial. Gene Ontology annotation, cellular component: MHC class II protein complex; membrane.